AGCGAAUCACACAUCACCGUCACCGUCACCGCAUCAUCCUCAGUGAGGAAUUUCUUCAGCUUAUCCUCCCUUCCUUCUUCACCUCCUACUCCUUCCUCCUACAUCCCCCUGCCGGCAGUUACGAGCGCCACCAGCCAUUUUACACUUUUAUUUGCCCGACGCGUCGCAAUAUGCUCGUUCGGUUAUCACAACCUUUGAAGUUUAAAUUGGACCCCGGAUAGCGAGACAUAGUCGCCAGCGACGGCGCAGCCGUUUCUCUAUCACACAAUGCCACUUCCAUUCCAUCGCGAGUCCUGGAUAUGGUACAUCUGUGCUGUCGGAAUGAUUAUCGCAAGACUUAUUGCACGCCGGAUCCUGUUUCGAUCAGUCAAAGGCCUCCAACUGGAUGAUUGGAUCAUGGGCACUGUCGUUCUGGUCUGCUCUACUGCCCUUAUGGUCGUCUCAAACAGAUGGUUCAAGGCCGGAUCAAACCUUGAGCCUCAUGACUUCGACUUCGGCGCUAUCAGUAACGAUCUGCUGUCACAACGAGUCUAUGGCAGCAAAAUGAUGAUUGUUACGGAACAGAUGCAGAUAUCUGUAAUCUGGGCUUGCAAAACAUGUUUGCUAAUCAUGUACUAUCGACUCACCCGAACGGCGUUGCGCAACGAAAAUAUUGCCAUCAAACUCCUCACCGCAUACGUGGCCCUCGGAUACAUUGUUAUGCAGACAAUGUAUUUCGCCGUCUGGUGUCGUCCGUUUUCGGAGUAUUACGCCGUCCCUACAAACUCUACUCAGUGCAACACUCUCUUCCAUCACAGAAUCCUCAAAGCGGUGCUCAACAUCUCAUCAGACGUGGUAAUGCUGUCCAUCAGUCUGCAGAUGCUUAUACGCUCGAAACUGCCCUGGAGACGAAAGCUGGUCCUCGUCGGCAUCUUCUCGCUCGGCAUCUUCGUCAUCGCCGCCGCCGCACUGAACAGCUACUUUUCGUUCGCAAAACCGUAUGGUAGAGAUUGGAUGUUCUGGUAUAUCCGCGAGUCUUCGAUGGCAAUAAUUGUUGCCAACAUGCCGUUCACAUGGACACUGCUUCGAGAGAUGUUCGAGGUUGGCGACUUCGACGGCGAGGCGCAGCCGUGGACUUUCCAUCCCCAUGCGAGACCAACGAGCAUCACGACGAACAGAACGCACGAGACUGCAUCAUCGGAUCCGCGUCACAGAACACACGAGUCGGCUGUCCACAGCCACGGGAGCAGGGGUACGCUGUCGACGACCUUGGUGGGUUCGAUGUCGCCAGGUAGAGGGGAGGGCGUGUCUCCUGCGAAGAGUCUGGCACUGGAGGAGAUCGACAGGGAUGCUGAGACUCAGGCUGUACGAUUUCACGACUUCGCAUCUAUACCACCGCCCUCGAACGAAGCGAAAAGUCAGGUGUAAGAUAUGACAGGGCAGCAUUAGAAGGCAACGAAGAUUGUUAUUCUACAAAAUGGGUCGCAUAGCUGUGUUUUAGGAAGUCA
Molecule: messenger RNA, 1487 nt
Organism: Boeremia exigua
Lineage: Eukaryota; Fungi; Ascomycota; Dothideomycetes; Pleosporales; Didymellaceae
Exons: 3
Coding region: 268-1407 (379 amino acids)
Source: RefSeq, a predicted model, not a curated record